GAACAGGUUUAUUAGGAAUGUUGAUGCGGUUUUCAUUCAUUGUUCAAAUCGCUUCUGUUAUGUUACGGACGUGUGUAUUAGUGAUAGAUUAAUUGAAAAUCUUGAUAAAUUCUGCUGUUCGUGUGAUUUGUGAGGCGAUUUUAAUAUGUUGACCGUUGUUUUGUUAGUUUUGAGUUCGUUUAGAGGAGCCUACUCUGAGACCUUUCAGGAUACGGGUGAAAUUUUAGAGAAAUUUCUAUUAGAGGCCAUCAAAGAUAAUAAGACUAUUGAUAUCGAUUUCGGUGAUUCUGAAGAAAAGCCAUGUAUACCACUUCAACCAGCGUCUGAGAGUACCCCUGUACCUGGACGGAGAAUAAGCGAACAGAAGUGUUACGAAUAUGUUGAACAGAUGAAAAACCGGGAAAAAGAAGAGAAAUGGGCUGAGCGAUGUCGUCUGUAUCUUCUUUCCCAAAUAAGGAAGGGAGUUUUCGAUGAAAUUAUUUUUGUUAUAAAUAGUCCGGUUAUAUUCGGCGGUCGGCCUGCUAUUAAUGGUGAAUUCCCGCACAUGGGAGCUAUUGGAUGGAGAUCUAAAGAUUCGUCCAAGAAGUGGGUAUUUAAAUGCGGCGGUGCACUUAUUAGUGAAAACUUCGUGCUAACAGCAGCACACUGUUCAAAAUUAUCGUUGAGGAGAGUUUCAGAUAUUGUUAACAGGCAGCCGGAAAUAGUAAGACUCGGUGUUAACGAUAUUACAAGUGAUGAGUUCGAAGUCAACGGACAAAUUACAGAUGUAAAAAUAAAACACAUCAUUGUUCACCCGAAGUAUGCUUCACCAAAAAAAUAUUAUGACAUCGCGCUCAUAGAACUGGAACAGGAAGUGAAAUUUAUUGGCAAUCUGCAACCAGCCUGUCUCUGGAUAAAUAACGAUUUUAGUGAACUCGGAAAUACAGCUUCUGUGACCGGCUGGGGGUACACUGAGAACGGCCAUCAAUCUGAAGUUCUCCGAACAGCCACGAUACCUGUGAUAGACACUAAGCAAUGCGAACCACUUCUUGUACAGCAUCGAAAUCGUAACUGGAAUGGGCUCACAAACCAUCAGAUUUGUGCUGGUAAUUUAACCGGAGGCGUUGACACUUGCCAGGGUGAUUCUGGAGGCCCCAUCCAAAUAAAGAUGCCUCUUGAUACCAACGGUAACAUGCACUGGAUCCUUGGCGUUACGUCUUUCGGAAUCAAAUGCGGACGCAAAAACCGUCCUGGAGUGUACACCCGUGUAUCAAGUUUCAUAGAUUGGAUUGAAGAAAAUGUUUGGCAACAGAAAAAAAUACCCCAGCUGCUGUUUAAAACGUAGUAACUCUUUUUUAUACAUAUGGAAAGUGUCGGAAAAUCGUAUAGAUUUACUAAUUUACCACUUCUAGUGGCACAUUAUAACAGAUUAAGCAUUAAUUUCAUAUAUUAUGUACAUGUCCUUAAAGACUAUUUUAUUUGAAUGUUUACGAAAACCAACAACAAAAUAGUGACAAACAGAACGCUGUUUCAGUUAAACCAGUAAACUAUAGAUCUUGAAACGGUUGUCGAUUAUUCUUAGCCUUAUUUCUCUUUUCCCCUUUUCGAUUGUAUCUUUUACUACUGAAUAUAGUUGUACGAAAUUGUUAUAAUACCUAGUUAAAAAAUAAAAAGAUAUAGCAUCUUAAUUAAACAAUAUAAACACAA
This is a messenger RNA of Danaus plexippus (monarch butterfly), 1686 nucleotides long. Its product is annotated as serine protease snake-like. The record is from RefSeq and is a predicted model, not a curated record. The transcript is spliced from 8 exons. Gene Ontology annotation, molecular function: serine-type endopeptidase activity. NCBI's taxonomy places the organism in Eukaryota, Metazoa, Arthropoda, Insecta, Lepidoptera, Nymphalidae. Bases 146 to 1324 code for a protein of 392 amino acids. Gene Ontology annotation, biological process: proteolysis.